UUCCUAAUAUUAUUUGUUUUCUUGUCAUUUUCACCUCCUGUUUUCAAUUUUUUUUUUCUUCCUGUUUGGAUCUGAACAUUCACCUUUUUGCAUUUAUGAGAGCAGGAUACAAUUUCAGCAAACCAUGAGGCCCUUGCCUGACAUCAUGUGGAUGGAUGCAUUCAUCUAAGGGGAAACCAAACCAAGACCCUGAUUGAGAAAGUGAAGAGAGGCGGGCAUCUUUACCAUAUUUCGGGUGGAGAAUUCAACAAUUCACUGUAAAAAGUCAGACUUAAUUCUUUAUCACUCUUGUGAUUCACAAGAGAAGAGAUAUUUUAAAAUCAAGAGAAGAUCCUGAAGAAGCACCAAUACCUGACCUCAUGGAUUCACUGUUGCAUGCAGAGGCUUGUGCAAAGUUUCUCUCAGGGUGAACUGGGGUUCCCAGCGUCAACAAUCUUCCACUGACCCUGUGAAACGGAGAGCAGGCUAAGAUACUGAAAGCAUCGUCAUGAAAGGCCUGAAUCUCAGCCGGUGGCUGCUGGUGCUGCUGCUGCUUUGGACCUGGUCCACAGUCAGUGAUGGAGCCGGAGUUGGAGGCACAGAGCGAGCAGGAGCUGGAAGAAGCCAGAGAAGAGGAGGAACAGGCGGAGGAGGAGGAGGAGGAGGCGCAGAGAAGAGGAAGAAGCUUCAUCGCAUCCAGCAUGGUCAGUGUAGCUACACCUUCGUCCUUCCGGAGCUGGACGGAUGUCAGGGCGGAGGAUCCACAUCGCAGGCCGAACAUUAUGGGGGCUCUCGCGGCGGGGCGAGCGUUGUGCAGAGAGACUCGCCGCCAGUGGAUGGCGAGUGGUCGUCUCAGAAACUGCAGCACCUCGAAAGCAUAAUGGAGAACAACACGCUGUGGCUGCAGAAGGUAAGGCUUGAACUCCUUUUUCUUUAACGAAUGCUGUUCGAACUCGUUGAAACAAGCGGCUAAUCAGCCAAUCAAAACGUGCUUUUCUAUCA
Fundulus heteroclitus (mummichog) is the source of this 981-nucleotide messenger RNA. RefSeq names its product angiopoietin-4-like. NCBI's taxonomy places the organism in Eukaryota, Metazoa, Chordata, Actinopteri, Cyprinodontiformes, Fundulidae. The coding region runs from base 488 to 916 and encodes 142 amino acids. The record is from RefSeq and is a predicted model, not a curated record. The transcript has a single exon.